AGAAGUGUCAUCCAGGUCGCCAUCUUGUGCUGAAGGUUGUGCCAGGAGUGCUCGGGUGGUCAGCGAAAUGUUGUUUUUAGAGUGUUUUACCGCAAAUUCUUAACAAAUCUUACGCGCGUAGGUUUUAAUAUACUGGAAGAAGUGCCACCGGCAACGGGUAGCUCCGACGCGGGUUGCCCGUGCUCAGUUUAGAUGUAAAGUGUCUGGGGAGUAGUGUGUGGCUGAGCAUCCCGAGGCAGGCAGUUGGCAAUGCCACUGGUGCAGCGGCUCAUCGAACCCGUGCAUGUGUCCAGGGGUACCUUGCCCCUGGAUGCAAGAGGUGCCCCUGCAGUACAGGUUCCCAGUGAGCUUGAGUGUGUGACGAAUGGCUCCUUGGCCAAUGUCGUGCGGCAGCUCUCGUCGCUCUCCAAGCAUGCGCACGACCUCUUUGGCGCCCUGUUCCAAGACGCCACGGCCCUGGUCACUCGAGCGGCUGCCCUCCAGGAGAGGGUCGACCGGCUCGCUCUCAAGGUCACCCAGUUGGACUCGACGGUGGAAGAAGUGUCGCUGCAAGACAUUCACAUGCGCAAGGCAUUCCGCAGCUCUGUAGUGUACGACCAGCAGGUGGUGUGUCGAGGGACCAUGCCUGCGGGCAUGCUCGAGAUGUACCAGGCCUGCGACAAGCCGCCACCCCUGGACAAGCUGAAUCCUUACAGGGAUGAUGGCAAGGAUGGUCUCAAGUCAUAUACCGACCCUGGCUACUUCUUUGAGCUCUGGAGGCGAGAGAUGCUCAAGGACACGGAAAGGAUAAUGCUUGACAGGGGCAAAAAGCUGGUGCAUUCCAAGGACGGAGCUGAGCCCAACCGCGUUCGGCCCGAAGGGAAGAAGCACAAGAAGGUGCGGCAACCGCACAACACGAGGGAACGCUACCGCCAGCUGGCCACGACCCAGGAGUUUCUGGACCACACGCCCAUCUAUGGGACCACCACUCCAUACAACAACAACGUCAGGGCGCCUGCACCCGGGGCACCCCUGCCUCAUGUCCCCCUGCAACAGCAACCGCAGGUACCGCCUGCCACGCUACCCGACGGUCCCGUGCGCCCGAGCAGCCUCGAGCUCGCCCCGGGCGCCCACUAUCCGCCACCUCCACCUGCCUACUCGGAGCACGUCCCGCCGCAGUCGCCGAACCACUACCCGCCACCGCCCCCUUAUGUUGAACAGCAGCCCCAAGCCUCGCCGGCCAAUGGGAACGGGACGCCGUCACGCAGGCCUCGCCCCAGCCAGCCACCCCCGGCCCCUCCCACAACGGGCUCAGUCUCAAGUGGGACCUCUUCGCCAAGCAUCACGGGAGGCACUCCGUCAAGUGGAGCCAGUCGUCAUCGAACGACGAGCCAGAGAGAAACCCUUCCUCCGCCGCCGCCUCCUCCGGAAGCCGGGGGCCCCGUCGUGCCCUGUGUCGUGGAUGCGCCUCCGCCUCCGGUGCACCAGGCAAGCGUGGACAACGGAGGCGCGGACAACAUGGAACUGCCCCCGCCCCCUCCGGCACCCGACACUGCGAUGGACUCUGUGGUGGGGGCCGGCGUUGCCGCGGCUCCGCCUCCCCCACCACCACCUCUGCCUCCGGCCAAUGGGAUGACUGUGGCCCCGGCAAUGGUCAACGGUGGCCUGUCCAACGGUAUGUUGGCAGAGUCCGAGAGCUCUGGCUCGAGCAAAGGAGGAGGGGUGCAGAAGGAGGAAAGACCAACCCCUGCCCCCGUGAAAGGAACAACCCCGGCACCGCCGACGGAUGCCCGAAGCGACCUCUUGGCUGCGAUUAGAGAAGGCAUCAAGCUACGGCGAGUAGAGGACUUCAAGCAGAAGCAAGUGGAGAAAGCGGCGCAACCUCACGAUGUGGCUUCUAUAUUGGCCAGGAGGGUGGCCAUUGAAGUGUCCGACUCAGAGUCUGGUUCUGACAGCGAAUAUGAUAGUGACUGGGACAAUGAAACAGAAUGCUGAGGGCACAGUGAAGCUCGUCCGUCAUCAACGCUGCGGUAAGCUCGCUUGUCGCAGCCGCCCGUGGACGACGGGGAGAUGGAGCGCUGCCUGUGCAUUUGCUAGUCUGGUGUGGCCACAAGUCUUUCCUGAGGUGCGCGUGCUGCUCCGAAAGCUGCUCAGGUUGACGAGUGUGGAAGAUAACUCGCUUCAGUAUUCUUAACGUCCGCUGCCUGGUGCUUGGCAGUGGUUCUUAUUUUGCAAAGCCCAGUGCGUUAUAGGGUCAUAAGUGCUUUUUCUCUUUAGAAGGGAAGUGGGAGGGUGGGGGGGGGGUUGGGAGCGCAUAACACUGAAGGAAAUCGAUCCCAUUCCAAAUUUUUUUAUCACUCCCAAGGCAUGGGAGGCACAGUAGCUCGUUGAUGAGAGCUCCUGUACAACUUUUAUUACAAUGCUCCUCUCGUAGCAUCCCGCCCCUCCGAGCUGCGAGAAAGAAACUGCAAUAUGUGUUUGCGAGGGAAUGUCUCGUUCUGUCUGGGGCAUAUCUUAGCGUUUUUAUAAUUUUCGCUUCCCAAUAGCACUUUUUAGAGUUGUGGUAUGGAAAGCCUGUGGCCGAGUAAGUGAAAGUGAUUGUGUAAUCAAGCAUCCUUUAAAUGUUUAGUGGUGCGAGGAAUCAUCUGCCUUUCUCUCGAUCUCUCUCUCUCAUGCUGCAAAAAUUGCUGUUUGUAUUAAGUUGCGACAUUACUUCUCCUAAAUGCCAAAGAUAGGUUGGUGCUGCCGUCUUUUUGUUCUUUUAGCUUGAGUUUCUUUCUUUUACUGCCACUUAAAUCAUCACCUUCAUGCCAUAAGUUGCUUUUGUGUUGGCCUCAGUGGUACAUUCUUGUGUUAACCACGUAGCACUGCUUUGCUAUGCAUGAAAUUGUACUUAGAUGUCGAUAUGCUGCUUUUAUCAUUUCCUUUUUUGCUGAUUAGAACAUGUUCUUGUGUUCGACGGUCUGGCCUGCCUGAAAGUGUUCCUCCAAGCAAUCAGCCUUCUGUUCACAGAAAAUGAGGUAGUGGUGACUGUAGUCUCGGUAGUUGCACGGCAGGGAAGUGGUGCUGUGUUUCGAAACACUGCAUGUAUUCACUUGUGCUAAAGCAUUUGGAGCUUCAUUUUGCGUCGGGGUUCUGUAAGGUCGGUGGAAGGCAGACGCAAAGUUACAGUGUGUGGGUGUAAAGCCACGGCGUCUCUAACAUUUGCCCGCUGAGCACUGUCACGAGGUUGAAAAGCGACCGUGCUUCAAGGAGAUGCUGACAUUAAUGCUCGACCUAUCACUUUGCCGGAGUUAGGCGACCACUUUGCUCGCACCUGCUUCGUCCUUUUCAUCUCUCUAUUUUGAACAGUGCAUAACCUUUGUUGCGUGCUUUUAGCUGAUUGGCAUAUAUUACGUGACUGAGGAUACUAUGUUAGGCUGCAUCUCAACAUCUCGGUGUCCAAAGAGUUGGUUCGCAGCUGUACUUAAUUUAUUGCAGACAAGAUUAAGUAACUACCAUCGAUCAAAUGUGUUCCGCUUUCAAUGAGAGUAACGCUAAUGCCCUGCAAACACACACUCGAAGCUAGACUCUUCUAAGCAUGAAAAGUGUUGUAAUCUCUGAUAACUCCAUGUUUUCUUCUGGUGCACGAGACCUUGGACUUAUGCACAGCUCUGCUCCCUUUGGUCGCUUGCAUGAAAAUUCUGGGCAUGUGGACAUCCAGAGCAGAAAAAUGCAUGUAACAUGAGCUCAUGAAUGUGACGUGCAAGAAAUGGUUGAAAGAUUAGGUGGAUGUUUGAAGCAGUAAAUGACAGUGUAUUUAUUGCGCAGGGAUUGGGGAACAUGGGAGUAUUGUCCAGGUUAUUUUUAAUUGGCUGGUCCCCCAAUUUUUUCAUCGAUUUCAACCACUACUGAUAACAGUGAGCUUUUGCGACGCAACACAGAAUUAAGGAUUUGGCAAACUUUGGUAGCCUUCCAACUUUGCUCCGUGUAGCACCACAAUGUGUUGUAGGCAUGUGGAGAAGUUCACUUUUGGUGGGUCGUGCGAGGGCUCAGGUCUGGCUUCUCUUACACAGAUGCUAGGUGGUCGAGUCUUAGUACAUACUAGUAGUACAGUGAAUUCAUAGUAGUUUUGCAAGUAGCACGAGGUGUGCAUAGGCUGCAGGCCAAAUGACGAAACAAAAAACUUUUGUUGUAUUCACCAGGCUCAAGCUUAAGUAUGUGAUUGAUUAGUGCAACUUGCUUCACAAAAUGAACUGGUUUGUCGAUUUGAUGCAGGCUCGUUUUUAAACAAUAGCACCAGAAAGUGUGCCCCUUCACUUGGUAGUAGGUGUUUGUGCUGUCUUGUUCUCUUAUCUUGUUUCCGUGUUUGCACGCCUUACCUUCUUUUAUGAUGAUUUCUUAUCAACUAGCUCAGCGUUCCGUUCUUCUAAGCACCACAAAUGCAGUGUGACCUACAGUAUGGUGGGAUUCUACCUGUGCUGCACUGUCGGAUAUUGCCAUGCCACUGUUUACCCAAUGACUUGCACUUAUGGUGACUUAUUGAUUGCAUUGUUUCUCACCUAUUUUGAGCACUGCACAUAUUCGGUCCGUGAGUAGGGGUGUCUUUAGUUGUAUAUUUUUAAAGAUCAAUUUGCAAUACCCUGUGCCAAACAAAAGCCCCAGUGCAGCGCGUGCAAUUGUUCUAUGCCAAAUCUUUCUUUAUUUUAUCACACACCUCAGCAUUUUUUCUGAAAACACCUUGUUGUAAUUAUUUCAAGUUUCCUUUCUUUCCUUGAUCCACCUGUGGCAAUUUCAACACUGUGGGUGGGAGCUAAAGCCUGUUUCGGGUGGUAUGGAUUGUCUGUGGUUGUGGCCACUACAUGUGCAGAAACUUGCCUUCCUAGGGAUCGCAAAGGGCCGUAGGGGAUCGCAAAACAUUUCAUCCAUUGCUGUGGACAGUGGCAUUCGGUGCAGCAGCAGUGCUUGAAGCUGUUAUGUGAAACAAAAAAAGAACUCUUUGCUUAGCUGCACUCAUUGUAACAGCAGUUAGCUUAUUGCAUUGUUUGAAACGUGCUUUAGCCAAGGCCUCUGUCAUGGGGUAUCCUAACAUUGUUUAUGCACACACCUGGCGGCAUGUACGCUUAAAGUAGACAACAAGCAGCUUAAGAAAAAGACAUGUAGGAACUGGUCCUUCACACUUCACGCAGCUGGCUAUCUUCGAGUCUUGACAGGUUUGAAGGUAAAGUGACUUCCCUCUUGCAUGAGAGAUUACCUGUUAAUCCAUCUGAGUGGCUGUGCAAGCUGCCGCUGACGAUGUCUUUUUUGUCAGGCCCCAAUGCUACUAUUGCUCAAGAGAUGGCUGGACAGCGGGUGUCGCCAAAGCCAUCUCACGUGUGCCUAUUUUCAAAAGCAGGCUUGUCUGUUGAUUGCGUCUUGAACCUUUUACUGUUCUUUUGGUCUUGCUUGAGAGGAUAGGAGAUGGCGACCUCUAGUAGCUUGUGUGAUCAAGUCCAUCCGGGUCAUCCGCUGGCACGUUCUAAGGCCAUUCUAGAAUUGUUUGCAACUAGCUGGAGUGACUGCUUUUCCAUGUAUAAAGCAUGCCUGGCACUGGUCACAGGAGCUGCCGAACAUUUGCUGCGUUAACCGAGUAAGAGUGGCACGUUUGCAGUCAGUACUAUAGCUUUGUCAUGUUUCGUUGGAACUGUCAUCUCACGUGCAUUCCACUGGUUGCCUGGCUCCCUGGCAUUGUGCUUGGAAUGGUACUGUCAAAGCUCACCGCAGCCCACAUUUGGCCGCCUAGAAAAGAAAGGGACAACCCGGCCAGAAGCCACCUUUCACAUCGGGCACUCCGAGCGGCGCAACGCGUCCUCAAGCUUAUUUCAGUGGUCAAGCAUCGUGUCGGCACUUGCAUACUUAAAAUGUAUCUGUAACCUGGGUUUGGGGAUGCAUUAUCCGGCUCGCUGCUUCUGUGAAGCCAACGUUGAUGCCAACAUGUGGUAGUGUGUGCAAAAAGGGGUGAGAAAAAGCCGAGUGCAAGUUGCGUUGCUUUCAACGAUUGUAACGUGCAUCAGUAUCCGCCAGCGAUGGGAGACUGUGGCCACGUUCGUCAAGUGCUGCGUUGCUCGUGCGCGCGUGCAGUGCCGUUGCCAUGUGAUAUGUGUGUUGCCGUCGCACCAGGAAAAAAUGCCCACGCGGAUUGUAAAAGCGAGGUGUCUCGAGAACGGGGCCUGUGUUAGAUGGGGUAAUAAUGGCUAUUGGUGUCCGAGCUUGGGCGCUGUAUAUACGAACCUGUAGAUACCGAGAACAGUGAGAGUUUUAUAUUUUUGGAGCAGUAAUAGUGUGUGGCUAUUCUCGUCUUAUGUGGAAAAAGAAGAAAACAAAACACCUCAGUUUGUAUACCUGAGACUGUGUCAACACUAUCUUGAGUUAUCUGUGUGGGCAAUUAGCGUUGUGUAAACAACAGAAUGGACUGACCCUGUUUUUUUUUCUGUGUCACUAAUGUUUCCUAGAUCACCUGUACAUGUCAAGCUCCUGAAACUAGAAAACAAAAAAUGCUGUUUUAUUUUAUACAUAUAUAUAAAUAUAACUAUAAAUAUGAAGAUAUGAAAAGAAUUAUAUAUACAUAUAUAUAGCUAUGUAAGUGUUUUCUACAGUGCUUUGGUGUUGAAACCCGAGGCAAACUUCACCGCCGUCAGUCUAUGUCUCGUGCCGCAGUUGGGGGCACUUUUGUAUAGGUAACGAAUAAAGAGAUGACUAAACAAGUA
Messenger RNA from Rhipicephalus sanguineus (brown dog tick), 6704 nucleotides. It is a transcript of the gene SCAR, whose product is annotated as wiskott-Aldrich syndrome protein family member 3. The transcript has 10 exons. Gene Ontology annotation, molecular function: protein kinase A regulatory subunit binding; Arp2/3 complex binding; actin binding. The record is from RefSeq and is a predicted model, not a curated record. The coding region runs from base 250 to 1974 and encodes 574 amino acids. NCBI's taxonomy places the organism in Eukaryota, Metazoa, Arthropoda, Arachnida, Ixodida, Ixodidae. Gene Ontology annotation, cellular component: SCAR complex; cytoskeleton. Gene Ontology annotation, biological process: positive regulation of Arp2/3 complex-mediated actin nucleation; actin cytoskeleton organization.